Molecule: messenger RNA, 753 nt
Organism: Triticum turgidum subsp. durum (durum wheat)
Lineage: Eukaryota; Viridiplantae; Streptophyta; Magnoliopsida; Poales; Poaceae
Source: the annotation of a GenBank genome assembly
AUGGGAGGCGCAAGGUGGUGCCUUGGUGCUGAACUCUGGACGCCCAAGGUCAAGGUACACUCCUCGGCCUCCUGUUCGUCGCAGAAGCGGCUACUCCCAGAAGACACACCGACCGCCGAUGCUCCUCCGGCUGAGGAGCCAGCGGCGGCGGUCGGCCAAGGCCAAGUCGUCAAAGACGAAGGCGAAGGGGUCGGGGAAGAGCACAGGAGCCAGCAGAGGGAGGUGUUCACCAUCUGGAUGAAAUCGCUGGUGCUCAACGGGAGCGGCUGCACGGUCUUCGACUCCCGCGGCCGCAUCGUCUACCGCGUCGACAACUACGGCUCCCACCGCUCCGUGGACGUGUGCCUCAUGGACAUCACGGGGAGCGUGGUGCUCCAGGUCCUCAAGAAGUUCCGGAGGUGGGAGGGAUACAGGUGCGGCGGGUGGGACCGCGCCGACGCGCCGCGACGGCUGCCGUGGUUCACGGUGGUGAGCAACAAGUGGAGCCGCGGCCCGCGCUGCGAGUUCAGGAGCGACGGCCACGCGGUGCGCUACAAGAUGGACGGCGGCAGGCGGCGGCAGCAGGCGGCGCGCGCCUCGUGGAUCGUGGACGACGCCACCGGGCUGGCCGUGGCGGAGGUGAAGAGGAAGCUGACGGCGACGGGGGUGUCCCUGGGCGAGGACGUGCUGACGCUGGUGGUGGAGCCCAACGUGGACCACUCGCUCAUCAUGGGGCUCCUUGUGGUGCAUGGCCUCAUAAACCACUCCAUGUGA